Molecule: messenger RNA, 2812 nt
Organism: Pimephales promelas (fathead minnow)
Lineage: Eukaryota; Metazoa; Chordata; Actinopteri; Cypriniformes; Leuciscidae
Source: RefSeq, a predicted model, not a curated record
UCAGUGCGUCAUGUGGCAUGCAGACUUCUGUAUUUAUGCGGGCCUAAUAACCCAUCCGAGUCUUUUGUUCGCAAACAGAUACUGAUGGCCAGUAAAACAGGGAGAAAAUGGCUUGAUUGUAAACAACCCAAACUUGCUGAUGUUUUUUUGAGGAUGGCUGUCAAUAGCCUGGAGACUCUUUACAGCAGACUAACUUCCCAUGGAGAUUGUGUAGAAGAUAUAAACACACCAAAGGGAGACAUAGAGAAAGACUUGCUGUGGAUUUUGUCUUAUCAAGCUGAAUCUGCAGUUUCUCAGGAGCAACAUCAGGAGGCAGUGUCAUGCAUGCAGCGAUGUAAAGAAAUGCUUCUCCGUCUCCCUAAAGAGACUGGAAAUCUCUCUCUCAUCUGUUACAACUUUGGGGUUGUCACUUACAGUCAGGGAAAGCAUGAAGAAAGCACAUUUUGGCUCAGCCAAAGUUAUGAUAUUGGCAAGAUGAAUGUGAAAUACUCACCUGGAUCAGAGAUGCAAGCCAAAGUCUUGAGACUACUUGCAACAGUUUAUUUGGAGUGGGACUGUCAGAAGUACCUGGAGAAAGCUAUUCAUGCUGUGAACUUGGCUAAUAAGGAGCAUAUGCAGUUGUCAGGCCUCUACCUGAAGAUUCGUAUCUUAGUGAAAAGCUGCAGCCCAGAUGAUGCAGUAAAAUCUGGGAUGUCCGAGCUACUGGACAAUGAGGUUCCUCUGGAAGUGUGCUUGAGCACAGUAAAAUUGCUUGUGAACGAGAACAGGGAGCCUCUGGCCUUUGACUUCCUGAAGAGGGUGUGUCAGCACUUUGAGUCGUCUCCUGAACUGGGCUCUGCUCUGCUCAUGCAUAUAGAGCUGCUGCUGCAGCGGGACAAAGACCUGUUGGCCAAGCAGAAGAUUGAGGAUGCUAUCACUGGACAUUACACUGGAAAACAACUACCACCACAGACUCUAUCAUCUCUCCACCUUCUGCUGUGGGAUAGAGCUUCCAAAAAUUUUGAAGCCAAUAAUUAUUCUGAAGCUCUAGAGUGGUAUAACUACUCACUGAGUUUCUACAAAGCAGGUGAGCUUGAUCACAACCUCGCUAAACUGCAAAGAAACCGAACAUCCUGUUUCCUAAACUUGCAACAACUUGACAAGGCAAAAGAGGCUGCAGAAGAGGCAGCAAGGAUUGAUCCAAACAACAUUUUUACACAGUUCAGCAUCUACAAGAUCGCUGUCAUGAUGAACAAUACAGAGAAAGCUGCUUUGGCUCUGAGAGAGAUAGGCACUCUGGCUCAGACUAAAGUCACCAUGGACAGACUGCUAGUGUCCGAGAACGCUGCAGCAAACCUCCUCAGCCUGGCAGCGCAGAUCGCCCUUGAGCACGAGCAGCAGGAAACAGCCAUCAAAGCCCUAGAGUGUGUGUGUGAACACUCACAAGAUGUUGCUCAAAUCCUCACUGCCUUGAGGUGUUUAGUACGACUUGUUCUUUCAACAAUGGAACACAUUAGUAAGGAAAACAGGAAUGCCAACUUGGAUACCCUCUUGUCGUACUUAAAGACAGCUCUACAAAAAGUGUCACAAAUCAGCCGUACACAACAAGGCCAGGCAGCAGAAGAGGCCAACUGGUUCAGGAGAAUUGCGUGGAACUCAGCCCUGCAGUGUGAGCACAGUCCUAUGAGGAUGAGGGAUUUCUUUCUGCUCUCUUUACAGCUGUCACAGCUGUGCACCCCAGACCGAGCUGUGUUGAUUGGGCAGAAGACGUGUCUGCUGAUGGCUGCUGCUGCCUCUCUGGAGAUCUGCAGGAGCUUGGAUAACACUGAGCAACAGACGGAGCUGCUGACCCAGACUCUAGAGCACAUUCAGCUCUGUAAAGAGAUCUGGAUGACCAUCAAAGCAUCAGGCUCUUCGCCUAAAGACAAAACAGACACAUUAUUGCUGCUCUACGAGUUUGAAGCCCGGGCCAAAUUAAAUGAUACCAAACUUGAAUCUGUGCUCGAAUCGGUUUUGGAGCUGGAUCACAUUGAGCCCAAGCUGUUAGAAAUGAUCGCAGCCUUGGCAAUGGAACCACCAGCCCAUUUCCCCAUUCUGUGCAAGAAGGCACUGAGGAUCACCCUGUCUCUACACAGGAAACAACCACAGGUCGACCUCACACGCUGCAGUAACUGUUUACACAGCCUGAUUCAGCUGACCCUGCCGAGCGGUGUGUCCGAGUUGCAGCCCUGCGUGUUGGAGGAAGUGUGGGGCUACUAUGAGCAAGCUCUUUCCAUCAUAGCCACUGCACCUGAGGACUAUCCAGAGCUGGAGAUCCUGUGGCUGCUGACCCGAGCGUGGAACACGGGGAUCCUGCUGUACAGUCUGGCCCAGUACCCCGAGGCGGAGAGGUGGUGCGGGCUGGGAAUGAGCUUCCUACGGUACCUGGGCUCCCUGCAGGACAGCUAUCAGACUCAGAUGGUGGGUCUGUACAGUGAGGUGUUGGGCAGGCUGGAUAAAGCAAAGAAGAAUCUCAUUAUUGAAGAAUGAAUGAUGGCAGCUUCAGUCACAGAUGGAGAGAUCUCAGGUCUAACGGCACGUGUUUAAUAUGUAGUGUGAAUUUCUGUGCAUGUUUUUGACAAGCUAAGAGCUGUACAAUGCAUCUGUAGGUUUGUUCGUAGUUACGAAAUGUUCAAAAAAAAAAUAGAUGUUUUUGUAUUCAUUUAAUCUGAAAUAUAUAUAUAAUUUUGGCAGUAUUAUUUUAUUACUGUUAUUUGUUUGAUCUGUCCUUGUUUGACUAAUUCAAGUCAAAACAACUGCAUUGUGAUACAAAAACAAAUAAAAAUGCAUGCAU